Messenger RNA from Arabis nemorensis, 1245 nucleotides. NCBI's taxonomy places the organism in Eukaryota, Viridiplantae, Streptophyta, Magnoliopsida, Brassicales, Brassicaceae. The record is from the annotation of a GenBank genome assembly.
AUGGCUUUGGUGUUGCACACAUACAAGGGAAACAAAGGUGCCAAUAAGGCACUUAUUGCCGCUGAGUAUGCAGGUGUGAAGAUCGAGGAGUCCUCGGACUUUCAGAUGGGCGUCACCAACAAAUCCCCUGAGUUCCUCAAGAUGAACCCUAUUGGAAAGGUUCCCGUGCUUGAGACUCCUGAAGGUCCCAUAUUUGAGAGCAAUGCUAUUACCCGAUACGUGAGCCGUGUGAAUGGUGACAACUCUUUGAAUGGAUCCUCCCUCAUUGAUUAUGCUCAUAUUGAGCAAUGGAUUGACUUUGCCUCGUUGGAGAUUGAUGCUAACAUGUUGAGGUGGUUUGCUCCAAGAAUGGGCUAUGCUCCGUUCUCUGCUCCAGCAGAGGAAGCUGCAAUUUCUGGAUUGAAGAGAGGACUUGAUGCUCUUAACACACAUCUCGCCUCCAACACUUACCUUGUUGGCCACUCUGUUACCCUUGCUGAUAUUGUCACCAUCUGCAACUUGAACUUGGGGUUUGCUACCGUGAUGACCAAGAGCUUUACCUCUGCAUUCCCUCAUGUUGAGAGAUAUUUCUGGACAAUGGUUAACCAGCCAAAUUUCAAGAAGGUGUUGGGUGAUGUCAAACAGACCGAAGCUGUCCCUCCUGUUCCUUCCAAGAAAGCUGCCCAGCCUGCGAAGCCCAAGGAAGAGCCUAAGAAAAAGGAAGCCCCUGCACCAGAGGCACCCAAGUUUGCUGAAGAGGAAGAGGCACCAAAGCCCAAAGCCAAGAACCCUCUUGACUUGCUACCACCAAGCCCAAUGGUUCUGGAUGACUGGAAGAGGCUUUACUCCAACACCAAAUCUAACUUCCGUGAGGUUGCUAUCAAAGGAUUCUGGGACAUGUACGACCCAGAGGGAUUUUCGCUGUGGUUCUGUGACUACAAGUACAACGACGAGAACAUGGUUUCGUUUGUUACACUGAACAAGGUUGGUGGUUUCCUCCAGAGAAUGGACUUGGCACGUAAAUAUGCCUUUGGAAAGAUGCUGAUUUGCGGGUCAGAGGGGCCAUUCAAGGUGAAGGGUUUAUGGCUGUUCCGUGGACCAGAGAUCCCUAAGUUCAUAAUGGAGGAGGUGUACGACAUGGAGCUUUACGAGUGGACUAAGGUUGAUAUCUCAGACGAAGCACAGAAAGAGCGAGUCAGCCAGAUGAUUGAAGACGCUGAGCCCUUUGAAGGUGAGGCUCUCUUGGACGCGAAAUGCUUCAAGUGA